AACCAAGGCUUCAUUUAUCUCCACAAGAUGAUCUAUAAUCUUUGUGAAGCAAUGCUAAUUACACAUGUGGCAAGGCCUCUGUGCUUUUGUCCCUGUGUUGACAGACAGGCAGCCUUUCAUCAGGCCCGGGGAUGGCAAGCAGCUGUGAGGAGAAACUAAUCUAGCAGUCAGACCAGCUAGCGUCACAGAGAGACCACAUGAGAGGAACUGGCAGCACUCAUUUGGGCCUGGUUUGGGUCAGCAGGAGUAUGUUUAUAUGUGUGUGUGCAUGUGUGUAAGAGUGCGUCUUGUCUCAGCUUAUUUUAUGGUUGUUUGUGAAAACAGGAAGUUAUGACUAGCUUUCACAUGGUUUACAUGAGAACUGGCUGGCUGGCCAACACAGAGCCCGACUGCACAUUUAAAUGAUUUCAGCUUUUUCUUUUCUUUUCAUGUGUGAGAGAACAGCCUUUCAUUUGACUUAUAUGUAGGGUAGCAACCACCUUGUGUUGCUAUAGUGUGCCUCCUAGUGGUAAGUGCAGGUUAAGAUGAUAAACAAGACAACAAAUCAUGGAUAAAUGUUCAUCUUUACAGUUUCAGCAACACAAGAAACGAGAUGCAUCUGUUUGUUGCAUUUGUAUAGGCAUUUCUAAACGGACAUACAGACAUAUUAUUGUGUACCACCUUAUUUAUUUGCUUGCAAUUUUAAAAGAGGAAUCGAGAUCACUGGAAAAGAGGAAAUGGGCUCUUGAGAAAGGGUUUGUCUUUCAUACUGGAGCACUUUCGAGGCAUGAGAAAAAGCCCAAUCAGCUGUUGGUUUAAUAACCUGACAGUCGGUGUAACCAGGUGACAGCGCAGACCUGCGGAAAGCACCAGAAAAUCCACAGUGCUGAUGUGCUGAAAUUACAGUCAUCUCACCUGUGGAAGCAAGUUUUGGAUUCCAGCUGCAGACUCGCAAAAGAUCAUUACAGCUGAGAUUCGUUACUCAGCACUGACAGCAGAUGGAGUUUCUAGUUUCUUCAAAGAUAAUGAUUUUGCUUUUGAGAGGAUAUAAAUAUGAUGAACUGCUUUGAAUGGAAGCAGCAGAUGGUAGCUGAUAAAUACAUAAUGAAAUGAAACUGUGUGGAACUUUUACAUUUUUAUACAUAAGAAUCUUUUUAAUGAGUGUCUUACAAAUUUAAUUGAAAAAUUUGCUCUUGUGAUUUUGUUACAUCUACGACACAGUAAUAAUAGACAGUAAUAAUAAUAAUUCUAAUGCAGAAAAGGAAGAAAAUUUUCAGAGAAAAGGUAAAUACAGCUACAUACAGUCAUGUGAAAAAAUCAGAUAAAUACAACCGCGAAGAACUACAAAUAUGAGCAUACGCUGUGUCAACGAAAACUGAGGCAAAAUGCAGAAAUAGUGUGUGAAACGCUAAACACACCCUUUUAAUGCUUCCAUAGGAAUUAAGAGUGUAAGUAGCAGCCAGGUGAUGCUGAUCAAGUGCUUGUAAUUAAUACAUCAGCAUCACACAGUAAGUGCGAGCAACUCUAAAAGCAGGGCUUUUGGCUGUUUGUUUGUGUGGAAGCACAAUGCCAUAGCGGAAAGAUAUUACGAAUGAUUAAAAGAGGCUGUCUAUCAGUCUGGAAAGGGUUAUAAGGCCAUCACUGAGCACAGUGAGCUAGAUUGGCAACUGCAAAACAUUCUAGACAGUUGCCAAUCUUGCUGAGAGCAAACGCACUCAGAUCGGGCCAUUAUUGUUCAAAAGGAAAGUAUGACUUUUUUGGAAGGGUUGCAGGACAAACGCUCUUUUCUCUAAAAUGAACAAAGCAGAACAGCUUAGGUUGGCACGGCUGCAUCUGAACAAACCACAAACUUCUGAAGCAACGUCCUUUGACCAGAUGAAACCAAAGUAGAGUGUUUGGCCUUAAUCCACAAUGCCACAUUUCUUGAAAACCAAACACAGCAUAUCAGCACAAAUGCCUCAUACCAAGUGUUACGCAUGGUGGUGGAGGAGCGAUUAUUUGGCCUUGUUUUGCAGGACCUCGGCAUCCUGCUGGGGUUGUGAUGAGUCUUUUUUUCUGUGUCUGUCACAGGGAUAACACAGAGAGAGGCGGAAAACCGUUCACACUCACAAUCUCACCUAUGGCCAGUUUAGAAUCACCAAUUAAACUAACCCCAUUCCUGUCUUUGGAUGGUGAAUGCAAACUCCACUGAGUCCUGCCUGGAUUCGAACCCCGGAUGUUGUUGCUGUGAGGGGAUAGUGCUAGUUCUCGUUAAACAGCCUUAUAUUAAGACAUGCUAAGGACCAGGGAUUUUUAUUGAUCCCUGAUUUAUAAAGCCUUAGAAUUGAAAAGGGUUUACUUUCCUUUUACAGUAAAUAAAGAUUCAGUGUCUUAAAUCUAGUUUGCAGAGUCAUUUCAAAUACUUAGUUUGGUACGCAUUAUUGAGCUGAAACCUCUUAAACAAAUACUUCUCUGUUUCUUUGAUUCUUUAAAAUACUGCAUCACCAAUCAUAUGACGCUUAUCUUGAAAUUCCACCUUAAUUGAUUAGCACCAGUGAUGAGUUCCAACAGAGGGGUAUUUCUUUCUGACAACAGCUUACCAUUUAAAAGGCGGUCAUGUUUGCUUCCUCUCUCAGUCCUGUGCCUCUACAUCUCUGGGACUUUUCAACAUCAGCGAAAACAAUUUUUGGGUAGGGAUAUCGCAGUUUUAUUUUACUUUGGAAAUGCAAGCAAUCAGGUCUCUCUUCAUCCCCACAUGGUCUUCAGAUACACGUCUAGAUGGGAAGACAGCUAUAGUGACGGGGGGCAACGCUGGAAUAGGAAAAGAGACAGUUAAAGACCUGGCUAGCAGAGGCGCCCGGGUGAUCUUGGCGUGCAGAGACAUGGCGAAGGGAGAGCAAGCUGCUUGCGACGUCAUGAGGGAGGUGAAGGGAGCGAAGGUAGUCACCAGGCAACUGGAUCUGGCUGACACCAAAUCAAUAUGCCAGUUUGCUGAGAAUAUCUACAACACUGAGAAAGCUCUUCACUAUCUGAUCAACAAUGCAGGCGUGGCUGUGUGUCCUUUUGCCAGGACAGUGGAUGGAAUUGAGAUGCAGUUUGGAGUCAAUCACUUGGGUCAUUUCUUCUUGACUUUUCUGCUGCUGGACUUGCUGAAGCACUCGGCCCCAUCUCGGGUCAUCAACCUGUCAUCAGCAGCUCACAUCUUUGGCAAGAUCCAUUUUGAUGAUCUGAAAGGGGAGAAGGAUUACCAUCACUUCAGGGCCUACGCACAGAGCAAGCUGGCUAAUGUCCUGUUCACCAGAGAGCUGGCCAAAAGGACAGAGGUUCUAGGUAUCACAGCCUACUCAGUUGACCCCGGCUUCGUGAACACUGACAUUUUAAGGUAUAUAAGGCGCCCUCUUCUGGAUAUAGUCAAGAACUUCGGGUUUCUGAUCAGGACCCCAGCAGAGGGAGCCUACACCACCAUCUACUGUACCGUCACUCCUGAGAAUCAGCUGGUCACUGGAGGAUACUACAGUAACUGCUCCAGAGCAGAGAGCUCCAAUGCCGGCCAGGAUGACGGCACAGCCCUGAAGCUGUGGGCUGUGAGCUGCCACCUGUUGGGCAUCCGCUGGAGAUAAACUUCACCUUUGAUCUGAAGGCUAAGACAAAUGUAACAGCUUCCAAUAAAGAAACAUCCCUGAUAUAGCA
This is a messenger RNA of Haplochromis burtoni (Burton's mouthbrooder), 3648 nucleotides long. RefSeq lists its product as uncharacterized. The record is from RefSeq and is a predicted model, not a curated record. The transcript has 7 exons. Lineage: Eukaryota; Metazoa; Chordata; Actinopteri; Cichliformes; Cichlidae. Bases 2682 to 3578 code for a protein of 298 amino acids.